AUUGGAUUUUAUUUCCCUCGGAUCCGCCGUCGGCCACACAAGCCGGACAGUUGGUAAUCUUACUUCAAAUAUUCCAGACAAGACAGCUGUUAUAAUGCCGUCAGGUGUCUAUGAUCACAAUGAUGGACCCUGCAAGACUAUGGAUUACUCUAUACCUGCAUUUAGACCGCCGUCAAUGACUUGACCACGACUUGUCGUACCCUCUUACCAAGUAACCCCUUUGGAAUGGGGUUGCACAGCGCUCUUGCAGGGUCACAAUCAAUAUUGUCCCUAUAAAUCUGAAUACCUGCAUCUCCUGUGCAUAACACAUUACUUACCCGCCAUUUUCUUCGAUACCGACUAUGGCACAGGACGAAUUCCGCAAUGAGGUUACCACGGACGAGAAGUUAGACGUUCUGGAAGAGCUGGGACCCAGACAGUUUCCUGACUGCCCAACACUGUGUUCAGAUUCUGGCCCUCCGGAUGGCGGGCGUCAAGCAUGGGCAACUGCUUUUGGAUCUUUUUUGAUACAAUUUUGUGGCUACGGAUACUUAAACUCUUUUGGAGUCUACCAAGAUUUUUACACACGAAUUUAUCUAACCAACCAACCACCGUCUACAAUAUCCGUUAGAUGGAUUGGCGCAUUGGGCUUCUUCCUAACCGCCAGUGGCACCUUGAUCUCUGGUCGACUAUACGACAAUGGGUGGUUCUACCAUUUGGUGAUCGUGGGCUCGUUGCUCCAAUCUCUGUCCCUGUUUGCGUUAUCCUUCGCUAAGCCUGAUCAAUUCUACAUGAUCUUUAUAUUUCAAGGUGUCCUUACCGGGCUGGGGGUGGGUCUAACAUUUGGUCCCUCCAUGGCGGUCAUCUCUCAGCACUUCUCGAAAAGACGCACGUUGGUAAUGGCUCUUGUCGCGGCCGGUUCACCACUGGGUGGCAUUAAUCAUUCGAUCAUGCUGAAUCACCUUUUGAAUGGUACUGUUGGCUUUGCGGGAGGUGCCCGUGCCAGUGCAGGUUUGGUUAGUGCCCUGUUAUUGAUCGCCUGCUUGUCCAUGCGUACGAGAGCACUGCCGACACCAACUAUCAGUUUUAGUAAAGUGGCACAAAAAUGCUCUCGUGAUGUCCCCUUCAUCCUCAUGACCGCUGGUACCACACUAUCUCAGAUCGGGUUUUUCUUCCCUACAUACUACUUACAACUGGACUCUAUCAAACAUGGGAUCGACGUACAAUUCUCGUUCUACUUGAUUGCGAUCUUGAACGCUGCCAAUGCCGUUGGACGUUGCACAGCAGGAAUAAUUGCAGUGUACACAGGAUUGUUGAACUUGACAAUCGCAUCUGUUACUGCAUGCGGCGUCAUCAUCUUGUCUAUGAUAGCUCUGAAUAACAUAUUCGGUGCGGUUGGGAUAGGCAUUGCAUAUGGCUACGUUGCUGGAACUUACAUCUCGCUGUUGGUCCCACUGGUGGCUAUCUUGACGCCCGACUUGUCGGAGCUAGGGGCACGGAUGGGCAUAUGUUUUACUUUUACCGCAUUUGGUGCAUUACUCAGUGGCCCGAUAGCAGGCGCUUUACUUUCACCUCAAUAUAGGUGGUUGAUACCGUCGCUCUUCAGUGGGCCGGAGCUCCUGAAUGCAAGCGCCAACAGUUUCGGUAAUCUGAUGGAGUGGGAAGACCUGCCAGCGGCCAUGGCACUUUCUCGCGUUGUUCCGCCCCUGGGUGCCAGAUUCGGCGGAGCUACGCAUACCGCUUCACUCUUCUGCUCCGCUCACAGCCUUGCCUCGCGCUGUCAUAGCCCGAGGACGGACUUGAUGAGCGUCGGAGAAGAGCGUUUCAUCGAUUGA
Molecule: messenger RNA, 1814 nt
Organism: Suillus discolor
Lineage: Eukaryota; Fungi; Basidiomycota; Agaricomycetes; Boletales; Suillaceae
Product: major facilitator superfamily domain-containing protein
Exons: 14
Coding region: 342-1814 (490 amino acids)
Biological process (GO): transmembrane transport
Cellular component (GO): fungal-type vacuole membrane
Molecular function (GO): transmembrane transporter activity
Source: RefSeq, a predicted model, not a curated record